AUGGAUUUUGAUUUAAAAUGCAAUGAAAAAACAAGCUCAAGCCUGAUUGAAAGCUUAAAUGUUGAAGAGGAGCUACAGUUAUAUAAGCAUAAACUUCAGUCAGAUGAGAAACUUGAUCUUGAAGAACUCAUUGAGGGCCCAUCUCAUACUAAAUUUAAAAUAAAGAUCUUAAGGUCUUCAAAAUUGAUGCUUCUGAACGCUUGCGGCCACCGAACACUUGCUUAUCAAGGUAGCAUCGGCUGCCUAGGCCCCAUUAACAGCAGUCUAAGGGCCUGCACUGCGUCCCUGAAUUUUUACCAGUUAGGAAGACACAUGACCACCUUGAGGAAGGGUGACACAACAAAAAAAAGUCAUAGCCUCCGGAAAAGGCAGUGAAAAGAACCCGCUGCCCAAAAACCAUCUGGAUAACUAAUACUAAAACUGGAAUGGCCACCAGCUGACUCCCAAAGCCAUCCACCCCCCAUAGGGCCUGAGCCUUGGCUUAUGCUAUAAAGCCAUUUUGGUGCCCACAAGCGGAGCGUCAUCAGUAAGGUCAUAUUUUUUCACCAUUUAUUAAUAUAUCUCAUACUAGGCUUCUUUGUGCGCAGACCUGAUUUUGGCCAUCUCUCAAGGCUUUUUACCCUAAUGACAAUUGUGCUUUUUGAGCGGGCGCUCGAAGAAGCUCUGAUUUCUACAGAUAGUAAUAUUGUCAUUGGAGAAGCUAUGGGAGCCCUGGACUUUGCGAUCUAUUAUAUCAACAAUUAUUUCGUUUAUACAAUUUUGGCAAUAAUUGCAGCGGUUCCGAUUGAAGCUUUUAUGAUAGCUUCUCUGAGCUUUAAAAGAAAGCAAGUGUCGAAUUGGGCUACUGCUUCAUUUGUGGUUGGAAUUUUAGUUAUGAUAAUAUCGGCUAUUGGGAUUUUUUUUAUGAGUCCCCAAGCAGGAAAUGAAUGGAAUAGGCUAUGGGCUGUAAGUUUUAUGGUCGGGAUUUUGCUAGAAGUUAGUAUCAUUGAGAGCUUUUUCAUGUUUGCUAGAUACUUUUUUAUCCAAAGUUUUGGACAUAUUGAAAAAUAA
This is a messenger RNA of Blepharisma stoltei, 1050 nucleotides long. The record is from the annotation of a GenBank genome assembly. NCBI's taxonomy places the organism in Eukaryota, Ciliophora, Heterotrichea, Heterotrichida, Blepharismidae.